Molecule: messenger RNA, 804 nt
Organism: Leptosia nina
Lineage: Eukaryota; Metazoa; Arthropoda; Insecta; Lepidoptera; Pieridae
Source: the annotation of a GenBank genome assembly
AUGGAAUCGGAAACCAAACAAACGAAGAUCCCGCCGAAGAACUUCUCGAUAGAAUCGAUCGUCGGCAUCGAUCGCCGAUCGCCCGAAAUCGAUAUCGAGAACAAUAUCGAUUUUAACGAUGACGAAGUGAAGAAAGUGGGCUAUUAUUUUCAAAAUCGAGUGCCGAAUUUCCCGUUUUUCAUGUAUGAGAAGCGGGGCGAAUUCCAGGGGGAGGACCUGAAGAGGGCGAGCCCGGGAAGUGUUCGAAGCGAAGUGGACAGCGACGGCGCGGAGGAACGGCCGCACGAAUCCCUGAGCCCGCAAUCCGAACAAAUAACAAAUUCUUCAUCUGCACCAGAUCCUAACAUCAGAAGAUAUCGUACUGCCUUCACAAGGGAACAGCUAGCUCGACUGGAAAAGGAAUUUAUGAAAGAGAACUACGUGUCGCGGCCCAGACGGUGCGAGCUAGCGGCGCAGUUGCAGUUACCAGAAUCUACUAUAAAGGUAUGGUUCCAAAACCGAAGAAUGAAAGACAAGCGCCAGCGCAUUGCUGUGGCCUGGCCUUACGCCGCUGUCUACAGCGAUCCAGCAUUUGCAGCAUCGAUACUCCAAGCUGCGGCUUCCUCAGUGGGCCUACCCUACGGCUACCCGUCGGCACCCAUGAUUCCUCCUUUCCACAACCCCCAGCUUUUACCCACUGGUUAUCCCUACCCCUACCCUUACCCAAGAUACCCGUAUAUUCCCCCAACACCUCCAUCACCGGUUAACCCUGAAGGUUCAGUUCGUCCUGGAUACUCAAACUUUAAUAUCAAUGUUGAUAAGUAA